Messenger RNA from Heteronotia binoei (common prickly gecko), 2702 nucleotides. RefSeq names its product cholinergic receptor muscarinic 2 (gene CHRM2). Bases 477 to 1883 code for a protein of 468 amino acids. Gene Ontology annotation, molecular function: G protein-coupled serotonin receptor activity; G protein-coupled acetylcholine receptor activity. Gene Ontology annotation, biological process: regulation of smooth muscle contraction; chemical synaptic transmission; regulation of heart contraction. Gene Ontology annotation, cellular component: dendrite; plasma membrane; synapse. The transcript is spliced from 4 exons. Lineage: Eukaryota; Metazoa; Chordata; Lepidosauria; Squamata; Gekkonidae. The record is from RefSeq and is a predicted model, not a curated record.
GGCGCCUACUGCUCCCCCGCGGUUGCCAGUCGGGAAGGCGGCGAGCGACCGACGGGCGGACGGGGCGCUUGCUUGCCGGUCUCGGCGGGUGCUGCGGCUCUUCGAGGGAAUGCUGGAACCGAGUUGACUCCUCUGGGGCAGAGGGGAACAGGGCUUCGUUUCUCAGAGAUGGAAGAGAGAUAAAGAGGCCACCGCUGCAUUCUGCCUGCCGCCUGUCUCGCCUUCUGGGGACUUCUCAAUUGGCCAGAACAGCUGCAACCUGGAGAAAAGCGAUGAAACUUCGGGAAUGCAGAUGAUGGCCUCAGACGGACUGACCAUAGUCAACCAGUGCAGGAGAGCUGCAUUUCCUUCAUUCCUCAGGCAGGCUUAGAAGAUGCCAAUGUCACCUUUGACUGUUGCUGAAGCAGCACGGAACGCUGAACCCAGGUCUCCAAAGGCUUAAGUGAUAUCUGUUCAGCAGCUCACUAGACGCAAACAUGAAUAACUCAACAAAUAUAAGCUCUUUGGAGGACAUGAUGGCUCUUGGAAGUCCUUAUAAAACUGUUGAGGUAGUCUUCAUUGUCAUAGUGGCUGGAUCCCUCAGCUUAGUGACCAUCAUUGGGAACAUCCUCGUUAUGGUAUCUAUUAAAGUCAACCGGCACCUGCAGACAGUCAACAAUUAUUUUCUUUUCAGUUUGGCAUGCGCUGACUUGAUCAUUGGCGUUUUUUCCAUGAAUCUGUACACUCUUUACACUGUGAUUGGCUAUUGGCCUUUGGGACCUGUAGUUUGUGACUUGUGGCUGGCUCUCGACUAUGUAGUCAGCAAUGCCUCUGUCAUGAACCUUCUCAUUAUCAGUUUUGACAGAUAUUUUUGUGUCACCAAACCUCUGUCAUACCCUGUCAAGCGGACCACUAAGAUGGCAGGAAUGAUGAUUGCAGUGGCAUGGGUGCUCUCGUUUAUCUUGUGGGCACCUGCAAUUCUCUUUUGGCAGUUCAUUGUAGGGGAAAGGACUGUUCCUGAUGGGGAAUGCUACAUCCAGUUUCUGUCCAAUGCAGCCGUAACCUUCGGCACAGCCAUUGCAGCAUUCUAUCUACCGGUUAUCAUUAUGACUGUUCUCUACUGGCAAAUAUCUCGGGCCAGUAAAAGCAGGAUUAAAAAAGACAAAAAGGAUGGUGGACAAAACCAGGAACCAGUUUCUCCAAGUCUGGUCCAAGGUAAAAUAGUGAAACCAAACAAUAACAACAUCCCACCCACUGAAGAUGGGAUAGAACAUAGCAAAAUUCAGAAUGGUAAAGCCACAGGGGAAUCAGUUGUGGAAAAUUGUGUUACUGCAGAGGAGAAGGAGAGCUCAAAUGACUCCACCUCUGUCAGUGCUGUAGCUUCCAACGUGAAAGAGGAUGAAGCCAUCAAAGAUGACACCAGGGCUUCCGUCUCCCAAGUCAAUGCCAAAGUGGAGAACUCCAAACUGACUUGCAUCAGAAUACUCACAAAGUCCCCCAAAGGUGACUGUGAUAGCUCUGCUAACACCACCGUAGAACUUGUAGGUAGUGAUGGUCAGAAUGGAGAUGAGAAGCAGAACAUUGUUGCCCGGAAGAUUGUCAAGAUGACUAAGCAGCCAGCCAAAAAGAAAACACCUCCUUCUAGAGAGAAAAAAGUGACCAGGACUAUCUUGGCUAUUCUCCUGGCCUUCAUCAUUACCUGGACACCAUAUAAUGUUAUGGUUCUUAUCAACAGCUUCUGUUCAUCAUGUAUCCCCAACACAGUAUGGACGAUUGGUUACUGGCUGUGCUAUAUCAACAGCACCAUCAAUCCUGCCUGCUAUGCGCUCUGCAAUGCUACCUUCAAGAAAACCUUUAAGCACCUCCUUAUGUGUCAUUACAAGAACAUAGGAGCCACAAGGUAAAAAAAAAAAACAUAAUAAGGGGGAAGGAGGUUCCAAGUAUGAUAAAACAAUGCCAUAGCACUUUAUGCUCUAGUAUGACAUCAAGAAGCGUAAAGGAGAUGCUGAUUGAGAGUAUGCACUCCAUCUCCAACACCUGCACUUAAAAGUUCACAAGUCAUCUGGAGGCUAGAAAGAGUUGAUGACAGGCCGCCUGAAGAUAGGACCUUGAGGCAACACUGCCUGCUCUCCAAAUAGAAUCAUGCAGAAGGGCUUUUGACUCCAUUCUAAUUAGGGCACAAUCCCUGAGAAGUUCUCUUGUGUAAGCAGGGAAUGGGAGCAGCACAAGAUCAUUGAUCAAUGAGGCUAGCACAGGAGAACUCUGUGGGUACUGUGGCCUUUGUCACUUUUUUUAAAAUAAUUGUGGCCAGUUUGUCUGUGUGUAUAUGUUCAUUUGAAUAACCUAUGUGGAAAGUGUAAAUGAUAGGAGAAGAAAGACAUGGAGCUAGCCAAUUGAGUCGAUUGUUUCCAUAAUCUGAUGCUGAAGAUCCUACUGUUUAUCUUUACCUUGCUCAUGUCUGUCCGAUCUGCAUUAAAAAGUAGUACUGUACCUAUCAAUGGGCUGAACCAGCCAAACUUUUAGGCAGUCUUUUUGGCAAGGUGUAUACUCUCUCCCUUUGAAAUCAUUGGGGCUUUAAUGCACCAGAAUUUAACUGGAUUGCCCCCAUUCAUAAGCAGUGAUCAUUUGAGUGAUUCCCUGUGGUCAUCUGUUCUUCCUUUUUGUUGAAGUCAAGCUUUGCAUAGCACUUAUGACCAGCUCGGUAAAAUAAAGGUAUUACACCA